AUGCAGAGGGAACGGCGGAUCCUAAUCGCCAGUCCACACAAACAAGUAAACGUUCGAGUGCCGGGAAGAAAAUUAGUGCUGGCCGGUCCAGUAAAGCGCCGCGUUGUCGCAACAACGCUUCGUUUCCUACCGUUCGCGCUCAAUUCUCGGCCCUUCCAGUCGAAGAUCGGCUACAAUUCCUAUCUUGGCUGUUUGAAAGUGCUCUAUCACACUGCGUUUCUACACGUACCAACACAGAUGUCGCCUCUGUAUCAAGAUGCGCCUCGAGUCAAGAUAUAG
Molecule: messenger RNA, 279 nt
Organism: Penicillium hordei
Lineage: Eukaryota; Fungi; Ascomycota; Eurotiomycetes; Eurotiales; Aspergillaceae
Exons: 1
Coding region: 1-279 (92 amino acids)
Source: RefSeq, a predicted model, not a curated record